Neospora caninum is the source of this 4932-nucleotide messenger RNA. RefSeq lists its product as hypothetical. Gene Ontology annotation, cellular component: cytoplasm. The transcript has 35 exons. Gene Ontology annotation, biological process: 'de novo' pyrimidine nucleobase biosynthetic process; L-glutamine metabolic process. NCBI's taxonomy places the organism in Eukaryota, Apicomplexa, Conoidasida, Eucoccidiorida, Sarcocystidae. The record is from RefSeq and is a predicted model, not a curated record. Gene Ontology annotation, molecular function: carbamoyl-phosphate synthase (glutamine-hydrolyzing) activity; metal ion binding; ATP binding. Bases 1 to 4932 code for a protein of 1643 amino acids.
AUGCUGGUGCUGGCAGACGGCACUGAGUUUCUCGGGUAUUCGUUCGGCUUUCCGGGGAGCGUGGGCGGCGAGGUCGUCUUCAACACGGGCAUGGUCGGCUACCCGGAGUCGCUGACCGACCCUUCGUACGAAGGCCAAAUUCUCGUCCUCACCUAUCCCCUGAUUGGAAACUACGGUGUCCCUUCCUCCGAGCAAGACGAGCACGGCCUGCCGAAGUACUUUGAAGGUGAUCGAAUUUACGUCCGCGCUCUGGUGGUGGCUGACUAUGACGCCACGGCGGUGACGGCUCACUUCCGGGCAGAAAACAGCCUCGCUGCUUGGAUGAACACGCACAAAGUGCCGGCGAUUGCAGGCGUGGACACGCGAGCCUUGACGAAGCACCUCCGAGAGGUCGGUUGCAUGCUGGGGAAGAUUGUGGUGCUCGGGGAGGAGGAAGAGCGACAGGCUGGUUUGUCGCUCGCCGCCCUUGCGGCUCUUCCAGCGACAGAGGACAGCUCCGAGACACCCGAGGACGAGGCGAAGAAACGCGACCCAGCACAGGCGCGCUUGAGACUCGAAAAGCGACGGGAAGCCGCCGAAAGAUGGAGCGCAGCCAUCCGCGCCAAAGCGGCGAAGAUGCCGUGGGAAGACCCCAACAAAGACAACCUCGUCGCCCUCGUCUCGCGGAAGGAGGUUCGCGUCUUCAAGUCGACCGUCUCAAGUCCGAACCUGCGCGACGUCCUCAUCCUUUGCGUCGACUGCGGGAUGAAAUAUAACAUCUACCGCCAGCUCCUGCACAACAAAUUCGAGCACUGCAACAUCACUCUCAAGGUUGUUCCGUGGGACCACGAUUUUGGGGACGAGGAGUUCGACGGCCUUUUUAUCAGCAACGGCCCUGGCGACCCCGAGAAAUGCGGGAAAACCGUUGAGAAUAUUCGACGCGUCAUGGAAAGGAAGAUCCCCAUCUUCGGCAUCUGCUUGGGGAACCAGCUUCUCGCUUUGGCUGCUGGAGCACAAACCUACAAAAUGAAAUACGGAAACAGAGGAAUGAAUCAACCUGUUAUCGACUUGAGGACAACCAGAUGUUACAUCACUCCCCAAAACCACGGCUUUGCCGUCGACGAGAGCACCCUGCCACGGGAUUUCCUGCCUCUCUUCGUGAACGCGAACGACCGCUCGAACGAAGGCAUCAUCCAUCGCACACUGCCUUUUUUCUCCGCCCAGUUUCAUCCGGAAGCGUCAGGAGGGCCGACUGACACCUUUUACUUGUUUGGCGACUUCAUCGCUUCCAUUAUGAAGGCCCAGACGCUGAAGCAGGUCCACACCAUUCCUUUCUCCUUUCCCCAGAAAUUCCAGAAAGUCCUGCUCCUCGGGAGCGGCGGCCUCAGCAUCGGGCAGGCCGGCGAGUUCGACUACAGCGGGUCUCAGGCUAUCAAGGCCUUGAAGGAGCAGAACAUCUACGUGGUCGUUGUCAAUCCGAACAUUGCCACCGUGCAAACCAGCCAGCACAUGGCCGACAGGGUGUACUUCCUGCCUGUCACGGACGAGUUUGUGACUAAUGUGAUCGAGAAGGAAAGGCCCGAUGGAAUCCUCUGCACAUUCGGUGGACAGACGGCCCUCAACUGCGCCGUGAAGCUCCACGAGCAAGGCGUGCUGGAAAAGUUUGGUUGCAAAAUUCUCGGCAGUCCAAUCGAAGCCAUUAUUGCCACGGAAGACCGCAAGGUUUUCGCGGCGAAGCUCGAGGAGAUUGGCGAGAAAGUUGCCGAGAGUGCAGCGGCUACAAACACCGAAGAGGCAGUGGCGGCGGCGAAUGCGAUUGGAUACCCCGUCCUCAUUCGCGCGGCAUUUGCACUCGGCGGGCUCGGUUCGGGAUUUGCUGAAGACGAGGAAACUGUGCGCCAAAUUUGCAAGGAAGCCUUCGCCCACUCCUCGCAGGUCUUCGUCGACAAGAGCUUAAAGGGUUGGAAGGAGGUGGAAUACGAAGUCGUUCGCGAUUGCAAGAACAACUGCAUCACCGUGUGCAACAUGGAAAACUUGGAUCCCCUCGGUAUCCACACCGGCGACUCGAUUGUCGUUGCUCCUUCCCAGACGCUUUCGAACGAGGACUACUACCGCCUCCGAGACACUGCGCUGAAAGUUAUUCGCCACUUUGGCAUCGUCGGCGAAUGCAACAUCCAGUACGCUCUCGACCCUGCCUCCGAAAAGUACUACAUUGUCGAGGUCAACGCGCGUCUCUCCCGCAGCAGCGCCUUGGCGUCCAAGGCGACCGGCUAUCCGCUCGCGUACAUUGCGGCGAAGCUCGCUUUAGGAUCCACUUUGGUUGAACUGAGCAACUCCGUGACAAAGGAGACGACGGCGUGCUUCGAGCCCUCUCUGGACUACGUCGUCACCAAAGUGCCCAGGUGGGACCUUCGAAAAUUCGACUCAUGUGAUCCUUUGAUGGGAAGCGCGAUGAAAAGCGUCGGCGAGGUCAUGGCCAUCGGGCGCACCUUCGAGGAGUCGCUGCAGAAGGCUCUCAGAAUGGUGGACGAGAAGGCUGGCGGUUUCGACGAGUCGGUUUGCCAUUUCUUCACCGUGGAAGACGCCGCGCCUCUCUCGGACGCCGCAUCGCCUGCAUGCCCUUCCAGUGCAUGCGCAAGUGGCCGCGCGGCCGGUCCCCGCGGAGACAGCGCAGCUGUGGGGCAGAAUGCGCUCCUCGAGGCGGAGUUGCGACGGCCGUCGCCGAAUCGCAUCUGGGCGCUGGCGCUGGCCCUCCAGCUCGGGUGGUCCGUCGAUGCUCUCCACGAAAAGACGAACAUCGACAAGUGGUUUUUGAGCAAGCUGCAAAACAUCAACGACAUAAAAUGCCAGCUGGCGCACCUCACGCUCGAGGAUCUCGACCGCUCCGACCUCUUCUACGUCAAGAAAUACGGGUUCAGCGAUCGUCAGAUUGCGCACUACCUCAAGGCGUCGCCCUCUGCCGCUCGCGGUUCGUCGGAAUUCGACGUUCGCCGGAGGCGCCUGUCCCUGGGAGUGCGGCCGUCUGUGAAGCAGAUCGACACUCUGGCCGCUGAGUUUCCAGCGCACACCAACUACCUCUAUUUGACCUACCAGGGGGUCGGAGACGACGUCGCGCCCCUUGCCCGCGGAUUCACAGCCGCAGCUGCUCUGCAUGGGCUAGACUGCGCGGACAAGGAGACGCAGGGAAACACGAGAGACAAGACACAGGGUAUCAAGAGAGAGGAGAGUGUGCUCGGCCACCUCAGCCGACGCUCGACGACAGCGCGCAUGGGAUCUGGAGACGUCGACGCGCUCGGGAAACAGUGCUACGUUGUUCUAGGCUGCGGCUGCUACCGGAUUGGGUCCAGCGUCGAGUUUGACUGGUCAGCUGUCUCGUGUGUCCGUACACUGCGCUCUCUCGGACACCACGCAAUUGUGGUGAACUGCAACCCGGAGACAGUAUCGACGGACUACGACGUGAGCGACCGGCUGUACUUUGAAGACCUGAGCUUGGAGACGGUCUUGAAUAUCUGGGACAUCGAGUCUCCUUCAGGGGUGAUUAUUUCUGUCGGCGGCCAGACUCCGAACACACUCUGCUCUCAGCUGGAAGAGCACGGGGUGAGAAUCGUGGGGACGAGCGUCGCGGCGAUCGACUGUUGCGAAGACCGGCACAAGUUCUCGCGCCUGUGCGACGAGCUGAACAUCGAUCAACCCAGGUGGAAAGAGUUCACCGACCUCCGAACCGCCAAGGCCUUCUGUCAAGAGGUCGGAUACCCGGUUCUCGUGCGCCCCUCCUACGUGCUGAGUGGAGCCGCCAUGCGCGUGGUGACAGACGACGAACAGCUCGACGCCUUCCUCAAGAUCGCCGCCGUCGUCAGCGGCGAGUCGCCCGUUGUCAUCUCCAAAUUCGUUGAAAACGCCAAAGAAGUGGAGUUCGACAGUGUGGCGUGCCGCGGGGAGAUUGUGAACUUCGCAAUCAGCGAGCACGUGGAGAAUGCAGGGACACACUCUGGCGACGCCACUUUGGUUCUUCCCGGGCAGAAACUCUACGUGGAAACGAUUCGUCGCGUGAAGAAGAUCUCCCAGAAGCUCGCGCGCGCUCUCCAAGUUUCAGGGCCUUUCAACAUUCAAUUCAUCUGCAAACAAAACGACGUGAAAGUGAUCGAAUGCAACUUGAGAGCGUCGCGCACCUUCCCCUUCAUCAGCAAGGCCUUCAAUGUGAACCUCAUUGACCUCGCAACAAAAGUGAUGAUCGGCGCGCCCGUCAGUCCGUUGCCAAUUCACCUGAUGGAUCUUUCCUUCGUCUGCGUGAAAGUUCCGGUCUUCUCCUUCGCCCGCCUUCGCGGUUGUGACCCUGUCCUCGGCGUGGAAAUGCGCUCAACUGGCGAAGUUGCCUGCUUCGGCUCCAGCAAGCACGAGGCCUUCCUCAAGGCUCUCAUCUCCGCAGGUGUGCACUUGCCUCUCGUCAAGCGGACGAUUCUCAUCUGCACAGGCACCUACCAGUACAUCAUAAACAGCCUCGUUCGUGCGUCGGGAACCAACCUCCCUGGCAACAUCUCUCCAGCGUCUGUCAGCGGACUCCUUCCCUCGCCUUCUGAACGGGGAGACGCCGAAGGAAACGACAAUGCACGCCUGCACUCCGAAUAUGCGUCUCGAAUCAUUCGCGUGCGGAAACCGAUCCCCCGUCCCAAGGAGGCGCAACUCGGAGACGACCACACCCAGCAGGCCCUGUCUGUCAUUGAAAGUGGGAAGGUGGAGAUGGUCAUAAAUGUGCCAGAGAGCAUGAACAGCAGGGCGGCAACGAACGGCUAUCUGAUCCGUCGGACAGCGAUCGACUGUGGAGUUCCCCUCCUCACCAACAUCAAAGUGGCGUGCAUGUUUGUCGAGGCGCUGAACAAGAAAGAAGCGAAAGAAGCGCAAGGCCGCUUCUUCUGGGAUAUUCGCAGUUGGGACGAAUACUGGCCUCGAAAGUAA